Messenger RNA from Musca domestica (house fly), 1064 nucleotides. RefSeq names its product trypsin zeta-like. The transcript has 2 exons. Bases 63 to 878 code for a protein of 271 amino acids. The record is from RefSeq and is a predicted model, not a curated record. Gene Ontology annotation, biological process: proteolysis. Lineage: Eukaryota; Metazoa; Arthropoda; Insecta; Diptera; Muscidae. Gene Ontology annotation, molecular function: serine-type endopeptidase activity.
AUGGCCUUCAUUGCUACUCGGUCUGGUGUUGUCUAACCUCUUCAGUAUUACAACGUCUUUCUAUGACAAUGCGGUGCGGCGCUUCACUCUUUGGCCUGGUGGCAUUUGUGGCUUUGGUGCAUGGCUUACCUGUGGAAAAUCCAGCCGCAGCUGGGGACAAUUCGAGAAUUGUUGGUGGCAAUACCACCGACAUUGGGGCCCAUGGCUAUCAGAUAAGUUUGCGCAAGAAGAGUCUGUUCUAUCCCCAAGAUGAUUUUGGUCACAUUUGUGGUGGGGCCAUUCUUUCCGAAAAUCAUGUGGUGACCGCUGCCCAUUGCAUCAUUGCCACGGUGCCGAGUCAAUUUAAGAUUGUGGCCGGCAGCAAUUUGCAUAUUGGCAAUGACGGUGUCAUGGUGCCCGUCAAGGAAAUCCUCAUGCAUGAAAACUAUAAUCCCGAGACCUAUAACAAUGACAUUGCCAUAUUGGUUUUGGCCACGCCACUGCCGCUGAACGGCUUUACCAUACGUCCAAUUGAAUUGAUUGAUGAUGCACCGGUUGCAGGGAUACAAACGACCAUAACGGGUUGGGGUGCCCUCUGGGAGGGAGGUCCCUCGCAUCACUUUUUGCAGGAGGUCAAGGUGCCGGUGGUAAGCCAUGAGGAUUGUAAUGUUGACUAUGAGGGGAUGAUCACGGAUAAAAUGUUCUGCGCCGGCUUGCGAGGUGUCGGUGGUAAAGAUGCCUGCCAGGGCGACUCAGGUGGUCCGCUGACAAUUCGCAAUAAAUUGGCCGGUGUUGUUUCCUGGGGUGCCGGCUGUGCUCGUCCUGAAUAUCCCGGUGUCUAUGCAAAUGUUUGGACCCUGAAGCCAUGGAUUUUGGAGAAGAUGGCCCUAAAUGUUUAGAAAGGGAUUGGAAGGUUGGAAUUUUAAAAUAUUAUUAUUUUUAUUAAAAAUUUUUAGAUUGUGCAAGUAAUUUUGGUGGCGUAUACGUGCCAAUAUCAGUUAUACGCCCUGAGUAUAUUGUGGCGUUAUCUAAAAUUCGAAGUGGCGUACAUUAUAUAGGGAUCAAAUUAUGGAUUUAAAAAACAA